AAAUCCAGAGAGGUUGUGUCGACGAUGGCGUCCGACAACAGCACGGAAGAUCAGUCCUUAUUCGUCGAUUCUGGCCAUCAUUUAAAUAUUAGGAAGUUUGGAUGGCUAAGACGCCAACUUCCUGCUGGAUGGUCCAUUAUGAAAUUGCUGUUGUUAACCACCUGUGCUGUUUAUUUCAUCUUAUUCAUCCAGUGGGGCAACCACCAUUUUCCACAACACGUGAACACGGGAUAUUCAGUUCAGGCAAUGGCAGAUCGCGGGACGUGCUGUCUUUCUUCCGAUCACUUGCAGGAUAUCUGCGGGAGAACCAAUUGCACGUUGCCUUGUCCAAAACCAAAGCCUUCGGUUUUUGAUGACCAUCCAAGAGAAUCUAUUGUCGAUCACAAUCAAAAUGCAUUUUUCAUUGAGACGUCGGGCAGUGGUUCGUUGACUAUUCGACAGACUUGCGCAGUGGAAUCGCUGGCCUUGCACAAUCAGAAUUUGACAGUCAACGUCCUUUUUGUGGACGUGCCAAUCAACACGAGCGUCCUCGUUUUGCAGCAAUUAAAAGAGAAAUACAGCAACAUUCAGCUAGUCAGUAUUGACUUGGACGACUACUUAGCUGGAACGGUGCUGGAACAUUGGUAUCACUGCACGGAAUGGAACAAGGGCUCGUUUUACGUCAACAAUUUGAGCAAUGGCCUUCGUUUGUUAACGCUGCAAAAGUACGGUGGCUAUUACUUCGAUCUGGACAUCAUCUCCGUCCGCCCAGUGACGUUCUAUCGCAAUUUUGUCGCCGUGCAAGAUGCCACUAGUUUGAACAAUGACGUCAUCCAUGCAGAUCUGAAAAAUCCAUUCAUCGAAAUGGCCAUUCAAGAUUUUGUCUUGAAUUUCAAGGCCGAAAUUUGGGGACAUAAUGGACCGUCCUUGAUUACACGCGUUUUACGAAAAUGGUGCAACGUUACGGAUAUCGAAUCGAUGGAUUACGUCCCCUGUCGAGGUUUCAACGUCCUGCCGACAACAUCGUUUCAUCCGGUUCACUACGGUCAAAUGAAAACUUUAUUUGUUCUGCCGUCGGCGAACGAAACCGGAGCUCGUCUUAGCUGGCUGACGGAGACAGUGAUUGGAGUUCACGUUUGGAACAAAUUAAGUAAAAAUCAACCGAUCUACAAGAAUUCGACGCAAGACUAUAUUCGAUUGGCUCGUGCCCAUUGCCCUAAUGUUUUUUCUGCAGCUCCCGAUGUUUUUUAAAGACUAAUUUUCAUCAACUGCAUCUCAAUAUUUCAUUUCAAUUUUUAACAAUUAAAGUUAGAAACCUAAUUUUAGAGCUGAUUUUUUUUGUCAGGCAAAUGAAUAGCCUGUUUAUUGAUAACAGGUCGAUGUGCUGAGGGAAUUCAGGAUCAAUGGUAAUCCAUCACAUUAUUGCAGAUGUCAUUAUACAAAAGAUUAGUGGCCUGUGAAAGAGCUGAAUAACCCGUAUGAAUAAAGUCGUUGCAAUCUG
This is a messenger RNA of Daphnia magna, 1480 nucleotides long. Its product is annotated as lactosylceramide 4-alpha-galactosyltransferase. Bases 25 to 1230 code for a protein of 401 amino acids. The record is from RefSeq and is a predicted model, not a curated record. Gene Ontology annotation, biological process: glycosphingolipid biosynthetic process. Lineage: Eukaryota; Metazoa; Arthropoda; Branchiopoda; Diplostraca; Daphniidae. The transcript has 3 exons. Gene Ontology annotation, molecular function: hexosyltransferase activity.